Messenger RNA from Mesocestoides corti, 1044 nucleotides. The record is from the annotation of a GenBank genome assembly. Lineage: Eukaryota; Metazoa; Platyhelminthes; Cestoda; Cyclophyllidea; Mesocestoididae.
AUGAGUCUUUUUGACGAUUUACCGGAUCCUGUCACAGAAUACCUCAUCGAUUUGCUUGUCGGCACAGCUGCAGAAAAAGGUGAACGCACAGAAAUGCAGGAUACGCAUUUGAAUAUACCUGACUUUGUAUCAAAAGUAGCUGCCGGUGCCUAUUCAGGUGAAGCUCAGAGAAUAAGUCUUUUUGGUGUCUUUGAUGGUCACGGCGGAGCAAGAGCCGCUCACUUUGCCAAACAGCGUAUUAUGGAGCAAUUAUCUGCCAAAUUCCCCUCUGGAGACUUAGCACAAAUAGAAAAAGACAUAAAACGCAUUCUCUUGGAUGUUUAUAAGAAAACUGAUGAGGAGUUUUUAAGGGAAGCAUCACGUCAACGACCCCAUUGGAAAGAUGGUUCCACUGCUACCACAGUUCUUUUGGUAAAUAACACCCUCUACAUCGCGAAUAUUGGUGACUCUGCUGUUGUGAUUGCGCGUUACCGGGGAAAGCAAGAGGACAAGCUGGCCUCCACCUCUCUGACAGGCAUCCAGUUGACCCGAGAUCACACUCCGCUUGAUCCGGGAGAACGUGAGCGGCUAGCCCGAACUUCGGGCAUCCGAAUAAUUGACGGAAGAGUUAAUGGACAACUGGAAGUCAGUCGGUCUUUUGGAGACUAUCAAUUCAAGAGGCAUGGGGUCACAUGUAUCCCGGAUGUCAAAAAGUACGAAUUGGUUCGUGGGCGCGAUCGGUUCAUUCUGAUUGCAUGUGAUGGGUUGUGGAAGUGCUUCUCUCCCCAGGAAGCCGUUGACAAAGUUGACCGGCUUAUAUCCGCAAAUCCAACCCUGUCAAAGUUUGCAUCUGGAGAGGAGAUGCUACCAGAGACUAGCGAUAGCCAUGCCACACAAAGGGCCCUCAAUGCAAUCUGUUCAGAAUUGGUCCAAGAAGCCGUCCUCCAAAGACUGUCCGGUGAUAACGUCACUUGCCUCCUCUUGUUAUUUCCUCAAGGCGCUGCUUCAAAACUUCCCUCAUUGAAGGAAACCGGGGACGAAGCUCACUUCAAACUUGCGAAUUAA